AUGGCGGCUAAUGUUACAAUAAACCAUGUACAAUUUGGGUUCAAUGACAUGACACAGGCUGUGGCUAGUGGUGCGGCGGAACGCUCUUUGUCUCGGGAAGCCAGAAGCUGGCCUGGUUGCCCCCUCAGUAGAUCAACAGAUGGGACAUCUGUUGAUGAUAUCGUGAUUAGCGAGAUCACCACUCAUCCCAUUGCACAACCACAUAUUUUCGGCGUUGCAAAGCCUGCUACGAGGAUGAUAGAAUUAGGUGCCCCGGCGGCAGUGAUUAGCGAAGUCCGGUUUCGUCGCUUGAAGAGCCUGGGUAAAGUCCUUUGCGAACUGCAAAACGACAAGAUCCUUUGGGCAGGCAACGUUACAGAAAGGACAGCGAACAACGACUUGCUCGAGACAACCCGCGACAUAAAUCACCCAAGGAGGCUUGGGGAACAAUUGAUCAUCGAUAGUGUUAGUAAGAACGUCCCUAGUAGAAGUCUCGCAAGCCUAAGGAAGGCUAGUCAUAGUCUUCGACCAGAUACCCAACAGUAUAGACUCUAG
Colletotrichum lupini is the source of this 534-nucleotide messenger RNA. RefSeq lists its product as uncharacterized. Bases 1 to 534 code for a protein of 177 amino acids. The transcript is spliced from 4 exons. The record is from RefSeq and is a predicted model, not a curated record. Lineage: Eukaryota; Fungi; Ascomycota; Sordariomycetes; Glomerellales; Glomerellaceae.